Gamsiella multidivaricata is the source of this 1067-nucleotide messenger RNA. Its product is annotated as tetrapyrrole methylase. Lineage: Eukaryota; Fungi; Mortierellomycota; Mortierellomycetes; Mortierellales; Mortierellaceae. Gene Ontology annotation, biological process: siroheme biosynthetic process. The record is from RefSeq and is a predicted model, not a curated record. Bases 174 to 1067 code for a protein of 297 amino acids. The transcript is spliced from 2 exons. Gene Ontology annotation, molecular function: uroporphyrin-III C-methyltransferase activity.
UGAACGCCUUUAUCUCCUCCCCUCCUUCUUCUCCUUCCUUCCUUCCUUCUUUUCUUCUCUUCUCUUCUCACUCUCAUUCUUCACCAACAAGCAACAGCCCGCCCGCAUCAACCAAGUCCAACGAAGACCACUCCACAAGCUAUCAGGACAAUCCGCUACUGUUUACAACCAAGAUGACCAACCCAUAUGACAGUCCGCCUGCCUCGCCUCGGCACUACUACAUCGAGAGCACCCCUACCUCUUCUUCAACAUCAACAUCAACAGCCACAACAACAUCAGUAACAUCCUCGCAACAAGGCCACGGACACACACGUAUCGGUGAGAUCAAACUUAUCGGUGCAGGCCCCGGGGAUCCGGAUCUGCUGACCAUGGCGGCUUACAAGGCCAUCACCUCUUGGGCAGACAUCGUCCUUGCAGAUAAGCUAGUAUCGAAGGAAAUCCUCGCCCUGGUCUCGUGUCCACUCUUCGUUGCGAACAAAGAUAAAGGAUGUCAGGCGUCAGGACAGCAGGAACUGUUUGAACGGGCCACACAGGCACUUCAGCAAGGCAUGCGAGUCGUCCGCUUGAAGCAAGGAGAUCCAUUCAUCUUUGGAAGAGGUGGAGAAGAAUAUCUCUUCUUCCGUCGCCUAGGCUAUGAGCCCACCAUCGUCCCUGGUCUCUCCUCUUCCAUCUCCGGUCCCCUCCUCGCCAACAUUCCCCUGACUCACCGUGGAGUCGCCUCCCAAUUCCUCGUCUGCACCGGCACUGGAUCCCUCGACAGCAUCCCCGAAAUGCCGACUUAUGUCCCCCAUCGGACCACAGUUUUCCUGAUGGCCCUUCAUCGACUUGAAGGACUGGUUCAGGACCUGAUCCGGGCAGGGUACCCUGGACAAUUACCCGUAGCGAUCGUCGAGCGUGCAAGUGCAAAGGAUCAGAGAUGUGUCAGGGCCACGAUCGAGAGCGUGGUCAAAGUCGUGAAGGAGGUCGGGUACCGGCCGCCGGGGAUCUUGAUUGCUGGAUGGGCCUGUGAUGCUCUGGCACAAGAUCCGAAGCAGCUGGAUACAGUGGCAGGUUCAAGCGAUAUCUGA